AUGUCAACAACAACACAAAAGAUAGAUAUAUCAAAGAUGACAACAACAAAAGAGACAGAUAAAUAUCAUUCUAUCACCAAACAAUUCAAAACAUUCAAAGAUAACAAAUGUCCGUUAUGUGAUAGUCAACUAUGUGAUACUGCAACACUCAACAAUCACAUUGCUCAAUGUUCUGUCUAUUUCAUGUUGGACAAUCAAAUAGAUGUCUUGCAAGUUGUAAAUGAUGUCAUGGCAAAUCUUUACAACAAAAAGAGAUCAAUUGACAACAAUGAUAAUAAUAAUAAUAAUAAUAAUAAUAAUAAUAAUAACAACAACAAGAACAACAAUAAUAAUAAUAAUAAUAAUAACAAUAAUAUUAUUGUGAUUGAUGAUGAUGAUGACAUCAAUGUGAAGAGACAAAAGAUGGAAACAAACAACAACGACGACAAAAAGAUAAUAAGGUCUGAUGAAGAACUAAAGUCAUUGGGUGCAUUUGUUAAGGAUUCAAAUGGUGAGGGAAGAUGCCUAGAUAUGAUCAACUUUGUCGGAAGUCAACAGGAACUACAAUCAGCGGUGAAUAGGGUAAGAACAGUCAUCCAAAAAUCAAAGUUGGUUACCUACUUAUCAAUAUAUGUUAUUUUCGAUGAUAACACAAUUGAACAAGGUAUGUCAACAUCUUAUCUAUCGAAGUAUUUCUUUGAAUCAUUUCCAUUUGGAAGAAUGAUCUAUGCCGAGAGAGCAAGUACAAGAUUCUGUGUCUAUGGAGCCAAUGUUAAAAACAACCAAGAACUUCAUACACCCAUUUGUUUGCCAUCAAUGAUUCCACAUAUCGAUAAAUACCAAGUUAAAAGUAUAGAACACCCAGUUGAUAUUCAACCAUCAUGUGAUGUAUUGAAUGGAUCACCAUAUAUUAAAACAGUCAAACUAACGGCAUCCAGUAGAAUGACAUACGAUAAAGAAGUAUUUAAUCGAUUCAUACUCGGGUUACCCAAUCUUGAGUGUCUCAGACUAUGUGGUGGUGGUGCCAGAAUAUUAUCAGUGGUCAUCAAACUAUUAAACAAAAACAUAAUCAAACACCUUACAAUUCGCCAUAUCGCGGUAACUCCUGCACAGAGUCGAAAACUAUUAGAUGCCAUCAAGACAAACAGAUCACUUAUUAGUUUUAAAAUCCAUUUUCGCGAAGAGUGUUUCCCAUUUGUUUAUCAAGCUUUAAAAGAGAUACGUACCAAUCAUAAUAAUACAACUCUGAAAUAUAUUUACUUGUUGUAUCAAAGUAUAUAUGUUGACAAACAACCGGUCGCAUCGUUGCAGGAUGAUUAUGGUUACAUAAUACAAGACAUUUCCCCAGGCUACAGAAUCUCAAGAGAAUACAACGAUCAAAGAGUAUUCUAUCGAUGGAUCACCAUUUGCCAGAAAUCUAUAUGCAGAAAGACAAGUACCAGAUUCUUUAUGUCUGAAGUCCGUGUUCAGAAAAACAAGAAAGAACUUCACACAGCCAUUUGUUUGCCAUCAAUGAUUCCACAUAUCGAUAAAUACCAUAUUCACACUAUUGAUUAUAACCGAAUUCAUAUCGAACAAUCAUGUCAAGUAUUGACAGGAUCACCAUAUAUUAAAACUGUCAAGUUGGUUGGAGAUCAUUAUGAGUCCUACGACUACAAUCUAUUCAAUCGAUUCACACUCAGUCUGCCCAAUCUUGAAUGUCUUCGUAUUGAUGUUACUUCAAUGCCAAAGCAUAUAUCGAUGGUCGUUGAACUGUUAAAAAGAAAUCAAAUCAAACACAUGACAAUUGGUGGUGUGAAAUCAAAUUUACAUACCCAAAUGGUAUCAAUAUUCGAUGCAGUCAAAACAAACAAAUCACUCAUCUCUUUGAAAAUCAAUGAUAUGAUUCAAAAAGAAGAAAAAGAAAGAUUUAAUUUAUUAGAUCCAAAAUUACCAAAUUAUUUAUUAUAUUAUAUUAUCAAUUCAAUUCAAGAUGAUAUAGAUAUUAUUUGUUUAUUAUUGACAUGCAAGAGAUUAUUCAAUAUUUUAAAGUUGACUCGAUUACCCAUUCGAUUCAAACAGGUUGAAUUGAUUUACAUUCAAGGUGAUCAAAACUUGGAGCAUCAUUUGGUCAUUGGUGGAGUCACUUGGGGUGCAGGAUCAGACAAUGUAGCCAAAUACAAUCAUCAUUUUCAAUCGUUGGACAAUCAUUCAUUUGACAGAGUAUUUUGUAAAAGUAAAACAGAUAUUGUAGAAAUUCCAACCGCCACUAGAAAAAUGUUUCUCAGUCUUGUCAAAUACGAUAAUCUAUCAUUAGACUUUUCCGAAAAAUAUAUGGAGGAAUUUGUUUUUGACAAUGUCGACGAUAGCAUCAAAUCACUCGUACUACCAAAAUCACUCAAGAGAUUUGGAACCAACGAUCUUAGAAUAUUGGACGAGAACCAUUUCAAGUAUCCACCAACCCUAGAAACUUUAAAAUUGUAUUCUCCUCAAUUGGUACUCACCCACCAACUCAACAAUGAAAUCAAAGUGUAUCCAGAUUUCCCAACGACUCUUCGUUCGCUCACUCUAUCAUACAUACGUACUGAAAUGCAAGAAUAUACUGGUCCAAUCGACUUUUCACUCAAACAUCUUGGUCAAUUAGAGUAUUUGACAAUUCGGUCUUGUCAAAAGGGAAUUAUUGGCAGAAUUGACUUGCCAGAUUCCGUCAAACAUUUAUCAGUCAGAUAUAUGCCAUCUAGUGGAAACAGUCCUAUUUCAUUACCGCCAAAUCUUCAAUCACUUCAUAUCAAUAUGGAAAUAAUCAACUCACCUCUUCCAACGACAAUCACCAAUCUAUCUUUAUAUUAUUGUCCAUACAUUCAACCUGGAUUCAUCCCAAUCAAUGUUAAAAAAUUACAUCUUUCAUUUGCUCAUGUUCAUAAUGAUUUGGUUAGAGGAUCAAUACCUUGCAAUGUAGAAGAUUUAACCAUUCAAAAUUAUAUUCUACCCAAUUCAGCCACUUUAUCAUCAUGUUUUCCAACAACCAAACUUGUUAAAUUAACCAUUAAAAAAAGUGAUUUUAAAAUGACACAACUUCCACCCAACCUACAAUCCUAUGUCAUUCAUUGGGGAAAUCCAUCACUUCUUCCAACAGAGUAUCCACCAUCUUUGACUCAUCUAACAUUAUCAGACAUUCAUUUAAUUUGUAAAGCACCAUCUACAAUCAAUCAUUUAUCAGUUCAAUUAAAAUAUGGUUCAACUAUUACAAUCAUUCCAAACCCAAUACCGAAUAAUAUUAAAACCCUAGAAUUGGAUAUUCAAAGAGAACAUGAUUAUAAAUUAUCAUUGGAUGAAAUUCUACAAUCUCAAAUUGAUACUAUUAAAUUAUUUAAUUUCUCAAUUUCAAUUAGAAAGUUUAAAGACCAAUAUCAAACUGUUCUAUUUUUGGAAAAAGGAUCAUUAUAUGGUGCAUUUUUAAAUCAAAAUCAAAAAUAUUAUUUAUCAAUUCAAAAUGGUUUACCAACUAUAGAAAUAAAUAAAUAA
Molecule: messenger RNA, 3483 nt
Organism: Cavenderia fasciculata
Lineage: Eukaryota; Evosea; Eumycetozoa; Acytosteliales; Cavenderiaceae
Exons: 9
Coding region: 1-3483 (1160 amino acids)
Source: RefSeq, a predicted model, not a curated record